Molecule: messenger RNA, 1359 nt
Organism: Penicillium maclennaniae
Lineage: Eukaryota; Fungi; Ascomycota; Eurotiomycetes; Eurotiales; Aspergillaceae
Exons: 1
Coding region: 1-1359 (452 amino acids)
Source: RefSeq, a predicted model, not a curated record
AUGUCAACUCUUCUGCCCUCCAGAGAUAAACGGCUAUCGCCAACGCCGAUGGGAGCUUCCACAUACCACCACGAUCCUCUUGUUCAAGUGGAGCGGCAAUCCAAGCUCAUCCAGAGUAAUCUCCAGACCUUAAUUGAUGCGCAGAGCGAGCGCCUUCUCUCAGGCUUGGCCCGAGCCGAGCCAGACAACACUUCGGACGGUAGCUUCACACCUACCUCUUCCCAAGCUAGUCAAGCUCGGUCUUCCGCCAAUAAAACCGCUAGAAAGUCCUCAACCAAGAAGAUCGGGCUUCAUGCAGCGCGGCAGGGUAUUUUUCAGUCCAUCUAUGACCUACUGAAGUUGCGAGAGGAGGAACGGGAGAUCCUCUCUGCUCAAACAGACGAACGAGACAGCGCACUUCAAGAACUUGAGAGUUUUACCUCACGACGAGAUGGGUUGGAAGAGGCUAUAUCUACCAUUCAUACCGACCGGGAGAACCAGCGCGCUGAAGAAUUGGAAGAAGAGGCUCACCACCUCGAGACUGACAUUCAUGAAUUGGAGACCAGGCUGUAUGAGAUGAAAGCCAAGCAUCGAUACCUUGUUAGCGAGAUUUCAAAUGUGAAAAACUCGGUUGACGCUAAACUAUCCUCCUAUAAUGAGUCCAUGUCCCUCCUCGAGUCCAACAUCCGCAACUACCUUCGCAAUCCACCUGUUCAGCCCCUCUCGCGUACAAUCAACUCCAGCUUCUACUCCUUGAACCCCGAGCGUCGAACCCUCGAAAUAGCCCAAGACAACUGGAGAUUAGAACAGGAAGAUUUACACAGGAGACAGCAAGAAGUGGAUGCAGAGAUUCUGGCCCUCGAGGAAGGCGGUGGGGUCUGGAAACAAGCCAUGGCUGACAUCUCUGGCUUUGAGGAACGCCUUCGCGCCAAUAUGCGGCACUACAUUGAAUUACAGGAGCAAGCGGCCGAUCCGAAUCAUCGACAGGCUAAGGAUACAACGGAAGAAGUGGCUGCCAACCUUGCGGAGGAUCUGGAUAAGACCACACAGCGCUUGGAUGCGCAUUUGGAGCACGCGGAGGAUAGAAAUUGGAAUCUUUUAAUUUGCUGUAUUGCAGCCGAAUUAGAAGCGCUGCGAGAAGCGCGCAAGCUGCUUCUUCCAGCCUUUGACUUGCCUGUACUGGGCGACGAGGCUCCAUCUGGCCAGUCGCCGUCACCGACACGCGCGGGUGACGAUGAACUUUCGCAAGAAGAUCAAGACCAGCUUGAGAAUGAUGACCCAGAGCCGCCGGCCGAUCUUUUGAGGGAUGAUCAUCACACAGACACGUCCAGAUCGGAGGAUGAUGAGCCUGACCCUGCAUGGCUACUCCCUGAAUCUUGA